Molecule: messenger RNA, 627 nt
Organism: Pneumocystis carinii B80
Lineage: Eukaryota; Fungi; Ascomycota; Pneumocystomycetes; Pneumocystales; Pneumocystaceae
Exons: 3
Coding region: 1-627 (208 amino acids)
Molecular function (GO): protein binding
Source: RefSeq, a predicted model, not a curated record
AUGGAGAUAGAAAAAGGUUUUGCAAAAACUUUUUUAUACAAUUUAAGUCAAAAACCUAUUCGUUAUAAAGAUGAUUACAAAUUACCUCUUUCUAGUUUAUCUCAAAUUCCACCAGAAAUAUAUCAACAACCUAUUCAACUGCCAGAAUGUCGUAGGGAAAGAGUAUAUGUUAAUGAAAAAGAGGAAAUUAAUAUUCAUUUAAAAUACUUAAGAGGCUCUAAAAAUGACAUAAAUAUUAUUAGUAAUAAGAAUGAAACAAUUCUUAAUAUUAAGGAAAAGUUAUUAAAAACAGUUGGAGUAGAGUUAUCUCAAAUUAAAUUAUUAAAUAAAGGAAAAGUACAAUCAGAUACAAAACAAAUUUCUGAAAUAUUAGAGCCUGAACAGAAACAAUUAAUGUUUCAUAUUAUAAUUAUGGAAAAGAAGCGAUGUGAGGAAAAUAAUGAAUUUUCAUUAAAAGUAUGCAAUGAGUCAAUAAUUGAUAAAAACCCAAAAAUAUCAAAUCUUGAGUUAAACAGUUUAUUUUGGGAAGAUUUGAGGUCAUUUUUAUUAACAAAACUUGAUAGAAAUGUAUGUGAUAAGGUCUAUAACAUUUUUAAAAAUGCAUAUGUUUCAGAAAUGAAUUUAUAA